AUAGGGUGAGAACGCAAAAUUUAGGCUACAGUUGCUAAGCCAUGAUGACAUCUUUGAAGUUACUCCUGCUGUAGGAAUGAACAAACUUCCAUUCCUUAUUCGUGUUAAAAAUUCAUCUGUGUUGAAAUAUGACUGUGCAACAGAAUGUGAAACAAAGGUUUUCCAAUUGCAGCUUCAAGCUGAAGAAACAAACACAAACAUCAUUGGUGAAAACAAUGGUAAGGAAUGUACUGUAGUAAAUAUAACCAUGACUGAUGAAAAUGAUCAUUUUCCUGAGUUUGAAAACAUAACAGAAGCCAAGAUCAGUGAAAAUGCAUCAGCUGGAGAUUUUGUGGCAACUAUCAGGGCUACAGAUAAAGAUAUGGAUUUUUUUGGUACAAAAGGCAUUCGAUAUUCUCUUGUGGAUGGAAGUUUCUCAAAAAGUUUUGCCAUACAUGAGGAAAGUGGAAAUCUCACUGUUAAAACAAAUGAUCAUGGAUUUAACAGAGAAAAAGUUUCAAGUUUUUAUAUUACAAUCAUUGCUCGAGACAAUAAUGGAACUGGCAAUCGCAACACCUUAUUGUUUAAAAUUAUACUACUGGAUGCAAAUGACCAAGCUCCAACUUUUGUACUCCAAGCUUAUAAAGCAUACAUGUUUGAAAAUGAUGGGAAAUUUACAGAGAAUUUGAUACUGUUGGCUACUGAUUUGGAUGAAGAGAAUACUAACAACAGUAGAGUAAAUUAUAAACUUACUGAUCGGCAUAAUUCUAACCAUUUUACCCUGUGUGAAACAAGUUCUAAUGAAGAAGGAGUACUCAUGAAACCAGUUCAAGAAAUUGAUUUUGAAGACCAAAAUCUUCCUGAACCACAAUGUGGAGAUAGCAUGUCAGUAUGUACACGUUUGUUUGAGUUGGAGGUUAUGGCUUAUGACCUUGGUAUCCCACAACAGAGCUCCACUGUAAAUGUCACCAUAGAGUUAAGGGAUGAGAAUGACAAUGGUCCAAAGUUUAAGAAGGAAACAUGUAGUAAAACUGUGACUGUAAACGAGACAGCAGGUGAAGGUACGAAGAUUUUCAAAGUGGAAGCACAUGAUGCAGACAUUUCUCCUGCUUACAAGAAGGUUUUCUAUGUAAUCGCAGAAGGUGCAGAAAAUAAUUUUAUGAUUGACCGAGAUGAAGGAAAUAUCACCGUAGCUGGAAAUGCCAACUUAGAUCCCGAUUACAACUGUACUGAAACACACUGUAAUAAAAGACUUAAGCAUGUCCUUAAAAUAGAAGCCACAGACUCUCUGAUGAAGAAGGAAGAUGGUGAAAGCUGUGAGAUUACAGUAAAUAUAAAAGACAUAAACAAUAAACCUCCCAAAUUCCGACUUAAAGAGAGAAGUUUUGAAGUGACAGAAAAUAAAAACAAUGCACCUAUUACCAAGCUUACAGCUUAUGAUUUUGAUUCAAAUAACAAGUUAAAGUAUCAAAUUGAUUUUAAUUCUUCUAAAGCUUAUAUGCCAAACUUUAGACCAAUUGAUGUAGAGGUAUACAACUAUAAAAAGUUGUUUUAUUUGGAAGAAGAAACUGGGGAAUUACGGGUUCAAGGAAUGCUAGACAGAGAAAGGAUGAAGAGAAUUGAAAUGUUUUUAAUAGUUGAAGAUGAAAAUGCUGAAGUAAGACCACAGACAGAUCAAGAUCGAAUUGAAAUUGUAGUUUGUGAUGUGAACGACAAUAAUCCAUAUUUUGUGAACAAUGACACCGAGGAAGGAUACUUGGCCUUUGUGUGGGAAGAAAGUCCUAAGAACCAGACACUAAAGAACAUAGUUGCCAAGGAUGAUGAUGAGGACAACGAAAUAACAUACAGUCUUGAUGGAAAUAACAGUACAAUUCAAGAACUAUUUAUUUUGGGAGAAAAAAGUGGGGAUCUCACAAUAAUAAAGAAAGUGGAUUAUGAAGAAUACCACUGGCUCAAUUUCACUGUGACUGCAACAGACAGUGGAAAACCUAAUCGUUCAUCUGUUACCCUGGUCUCCCUGGAGAUUGGAGACGUAAAUGAUAAUGAUCCAGUAUUUGUUAAUGAACCCUACAAAGUUGAGAUUGAAGAAGAAGGAGAAAAUCAUUCAAUUAUACUAACAGUUAAAGCUACUGACAAUGAUUCCAACACUUUCGGCAUGUAUGGAUUGGUCAACUACAGGUUACAAAGAGGUGUCAUCUAUACCGAAUUUUCUGUUGGUAAAGAAAAUGGUUCUAUCAUGAACACAGAACGUCUAGACCGUGAGAAACAAGAAAAGUAUGAGUUUGCUGUGGAAGCUUUUGACACUCCCGAUGAUCUCACAAAGAGUAGGAAAGCUAUUACUCAAGUCAUUGUGACUCUUCUUGACAUAAAUGAUAAUGAUCCAGUAUUUGAAGUUUGGGAUGAGGAUUGUGUUACAAUCCCUGAAGAUAAGGAAGUAGGAUCUAAAGUUGCUCAAGUUCAGGCAACAGAUUCAGACAGUGGAGAUAAUGGCACUGUACAAUACUUCUUUAAUACCGAUGAGGAGGUUCAAACGUUCUUCCAGAUUGACAAUGCUACAGGAGUGAUUAUUGUUCGUAGGAGUUUAUUGAAGAACCACAAGAAAUUCAAUGUAUCUGUAAGAGCACAAGACAAAGGAAGUCCACCUCGAAACAAAAAUGAAACGUUCUGUAUUUCUGUCGAGGAUGUGAACUUGAACUACCCUAAAUUUGUAAAGCCUAAAGAAACAGAAACAGUUUAUGUCCAAGAGGAAGAAACUCCGGGGUAUUCUGUGACAAAAGUAAUGGCCAGAGAUGAGGACUCAGAACUUAGUGAUAAUUCAAUAAUUGAAUACAAGAUCUGUUCCAUCUGCGAGGAUGGAGAAAUUAACUUAAAAACUUUUUCAAUUAAUGAAAAUACUGGUGAAAUAAUUGUGAAAGUUUCACUGAAGAAAAGUGAAAGACCUGAAUAUUUGCUCACUAUCAAAGCGUGUGACAAAGGAAAUCCUCCCAAAUGCACGGAAGAUGAAAAAGGAUCAGAUCACAUGCAUGCAAAAAUUAAAGUUAUUGUUCGUAAUAAAGAUGACACACUACCUCAGUUUCGUAGUAGAACUGGUGUAGUUACUUUUGAAGAAGAAACACUUGAAGGAAAAGUACUCAUUCCAGAGGCUAAAUACCAAGAAGAAUUCAUGGGAAAUGUUACCAAUCGAACCAUCUGCUAUUUUAUUAUAGGUUAGUCACAUGUUUUAAUCUUAAAAAAAGCAGAUUUACAAAACUCUGA
Molecule: messenger RNA, 3234 nt
Organism: Limulus polyphemus (Atlantic horseshoe crab)
Lineage: Eukaryota; Metazoa; Arthropoda; Merostomata; Xiphosura; Limulidae
Product: cadherin-23-like
Exons: 15
Coding region: 77-3190 (1037 amino acids)
Biological process (GO): homophilic cell-cell adhesion
Cellular component (GO): plasma membrane; catenin complex
Molecular function (GO): calcium ion binding; cadherin binding
Source: RefSeq, a predicted model, not a curated record